Messenger RNA from Penicillium pulvis, 1806 nucleotides. Its product is annotated as alpha-keto acid decarboxylase family protein. The record is from RefSeq and is a predicted model, not a curated record. NCBI's taxonomy places the organism in Eukaryota, Fungi, Ascomycota, Eurotiomycetes, Eurotiales, Aspergillaceae. Gene Ontology annotation, molecular function: thiamine pyrophosphate binding; magnesium ion binding; carboxy-lyase activity. The coding region runs from base 1 to 1806 and encodes 601 amino acids. The transcript is spliced from 3 exons.
AUGCACCUUGCAGAGUAUCUCUUCCGUCGCAUACAUGAGGUCAACAUCGGAUCUGUAUUCGGGGUACCUGGCGACUUUAAUCUCACUGCUCUUGACUACGUCGAAAAGUGCGGCCUGCAGUGGGUUGGCAACGUCAACGAACUCAAUGCUGGAUACGCCGCCGAUGGAUAUGCGCGUAUCAAAGGAAUAUCGGCCAUCGUCACCACAUUGGGAGUUGGCGAGCUCUCUGCUUUGAAUGCGAUUGCAGGGGCCUCUGCCGAGCUCGUUCCGAUCAUCCAUAUUGUGGGAUUUCCGUCAACCGCUAUCCAGGAAAAGAAGCUGCCUGUCCAUCAUACCCUGGCAGAUGGAGAUUUCGAAAUGUUCAUGAAAAUGAGCGAACGGAUCUCCGCUGCUGCUAUUCUCUUAAAGGACCCUCUGGAAGCGACCAGAAUGAUCGAUGAAACAAUCACCGAAUGCUACCGCUCCAGCAAGCCUGUAUACAUUGGAUUCCCAAUGGAUCUGGUGGAGGCCGAAAUUGACCCAUCUCCGCUAGAAAAAUCGUUGCUGCUGCGUCCUCUGCCAACCAAACCAACGGCGGCGGAAGAGACUGCCAUGAACACAAUUCGUGGGAAGUUGUUUAAGGCUGAGAGUCCAGUCAUCAUUGUCGACAGCCUUGCUGGCAGAUAUGAGGGUCUACAUGUGACCAGGAACUUUGUUGAGAAGUCCAAUAUAGCGUGCUUUGCUUUCCCAAUGGCAAAAGGAAUAAUCAACGAAAGUCUGCCGAAUUUCCGAGGAAUCUACGCUGGCGGCGUCUCCAAUCCGGGUGUGCAAAAAGCAAUUCAGUCAAGUGAUCUGAUCCUUCUGAUUGGAUCUCGCCCAUCAGACCUGAACACCGGGGCCUUCAAGAGUAAUGUACCUGAUGUUGACACUAUUGUCUUUCAUCGAGACACCGUGAAACUGGGAGAAGAGACUUACUCCAAGAUUCUGAUGGAAAAUGUCCUCGGAAAGCUCUUAGAUGCAAUGUCCGCCUCCGCGCCGAACACCGCAUCUAACUCUUCAUUCAGCAGUUCACCGCCAUCUUCAGCAAGCUCAGCAAGUGCAAACGCCCCCGAAGUCUCCCUGGAUGAGUCUGGUCAAUUGUUCAAAAGCAAAAACGCCGACACAAGCAAUGGCAGCAUUCCAUUAUCCCAAGAAUGGCUAUGGCCACGCAUCAGCUCCUGGCUCGAAGAAGACGACAUCGUCGCAAUGGACGCCGGAACAUCCGCCUUUGGUGGGAUAUGGUCCCAACACCCGCGAGGAGCCCAAUCACUCUUCCAACUACUAUGGUGCUCAAUCGGAUUUGCGCUUGGAGCAACAGUCGGAGCAGCCAUUGCAGCGCGCGAACAGCUCAAGGAGUCUGAGACGAAGCAGAAGCGCCGAACAAUUCUCUUCACCGGCGAUGGGAGCCUGCAGAUGACCGCUCAGGAAAUUAGCACUUUAGUUCGCCAAGAACUCGGUGUGAUUAUCUUUGUCAUUUGUAACGAUGGUUACACUAUUGAGCGCUUUAUUCAUGGCUGGGAGAAGAGUUACAAUGAUAUCCAGCCUUGGGACUACAAACUUCUUCCUCAAGUGUUCAGUCCGAAGCCUGACUUUGUCAGGACGUAUAGUGUUCGGACCAGAGGUGAGCUGGAGGCGAUUCUUAUGGAUGACCAGUUUGGACCAGCCGGCAACUUUAAUAAAGAGCAACCUGAGCCCUUGCGUCUUGUGGAGGUUCAUAUGGAUAAACAUGAUGCCCCGCAAACGAUUCCCGAUAUGAUUUCUGCGCUUCAUGGAAAGAUUGCCACUUAG